This is a messenger RNA of Zonotrichia leucophrys gambelii, 2722 nucleotides long. It is a transcript of the gene CNKSR1, whose product is annotated as connector enhancer of kinase suppressor of Ras 1. Gene Ontology annotation, molecular function: protein binding. The record is from RefSeq and is a predicted model, not a curated record. NCBI's taxonomy places the organism in Eukaryota, Metazoa, Chordata, Aves, Passeriformes, Passerellidae. The coding region runs from base 59 to 2461 and encodes 800 amino acids. The transcript is spliced from 22 exons.
UGAGGCCGCGCCCGCCCCGCCGCCGUUCCGGUCCUGCCGUUCCUGCCCCGCCGCCCCGAUGGAGCCCCCGCGCUCCUGGGGCCCCGCACAAGCGGCCGCCUGGCUCCGAGGGCUGGACGCCGCCGUGCAGGGAUACCCUUUCGAGGCCUGGGGGCUCUCGGGGCCCGAGCUGCUGAGGCUGGAGCCGGGGCUGCUGGAGGCUCUGGGCGUGCGGCCCGUGGGACACCAGGAGCUGCUGCUGGAGGCCGUGGAGCAGCUCCGGAGCCUGGACACAGGGCUGGCGAGCACCAGCCUGCGGACGCUGACGGAGAGGCUGCAGGAGCUGGCCCAGGGCAUCCAGGGCCUGAUGCAGGGGGGGCUGUGGGCAGGGGAUGCCCCCCAGCCGCCCUCCCUCACCCUCCUGGCCCGAGCCAUCGAGCUGCUCGGGGCUGCCAAGGAACUCUUCUCCUGGCUCAACAGGUACCUGUUCUCCACCCUCAAUGACUUCUCAGCCAGCCAGGACAUCAUCCUGCUGUGUGCCCAGCUGGCAGAGACCCUGCAGGCGGACCUUCCUGCGGCCCAGAGGAGCAGCGGGAUCCUGCAGAUUUGCCAGCACAUCGAGGGCAUCUGCGAGAGCAUCGUGGGCUGCAGCCCCCCGGCGCUGCUGGACCGCAGGGCUGUGCUGCAGAGCGUGGGGCUGGCGCUCCCCCCAGCGUCCCCUGAGACCCCAACACUGCCCCUCGGCCCACAGGGCAGCCCCCCAGCGUCCCCCAGCACCCCAACGCUGCCCCUCGGCCUGUGGCAGAGCCCCCCAGCAUCCCCUGACACACCAACGCUGCCCCCUGGCCAAUGGAGCAGCCCCCCAGGAUCUCCUGACACCCCAACACUGCCCUGUGAUGUUCUGGGGAGCCCCCAGGCACUGCUCACUGCCCGGCUGGGCUUUGAGAUCACCUCCACCAGCUCCUGCCUGCACUUCGUGUCUGCCACCAGCCCGGGGGCCCUGGCUGCCCACGGGGGCCUCGUCCUGCCCGGGGAUGAGAUCGUGCAGGUCAACGAGCAGGUGGUGGUGGGUUGGACACCUGUCAGCCUGGCCAGGAAGCUGCUGGAGAAGGGGAACAGGGUGACUUUGGUGCUGAAGAAGAUCCCCCUGGACCUGCCCAGCUCGCCCCCCUCUCCCAGGCAGCAGCCCCCAGGAGCAUUUUUGGAUGCUGCAGAUUCCCCUGGCACCAGGAGUGGUGAGAGCCCGGGCAGCCCCGUGUCCCUGAGCUCCAGCGUCGCGGCCGACCUGGACUCGGGAGCGGAGUCUGUCCCGGACCCCGCCACUGACGAGGAGCAGGAAGAGGCCGAGCGGGAGCCGGGGCUGCCCGGGGCAGCCGUGGAGGAGCGGCCGGGCCCGGCUGGGCAGGGCGCUGCAGAGGAGCUGUGGGACAGCGGCACCCCCCUGGACACCCCCCUGGACACCCCCGCUGCCCCUGAGCCCCCUGGCACAGAGCUGAGCCCCAGGGCAGCCGGGGGAGCAGAGCCCGGCCCUGAACAGGGCAGCCCCAGCACGGCACGGAGACCUAAAGGCGUGGCCACGCGGCUGAGCCGCCGGCGGGUGUCGUGCCGGGACCUGGGCCGGGCUGACUGCGACGGGUGGCUCCUCAAGAAGAAGGAGCACGUGGGGUUCAUGGCCCAGAAGUGGAAGCGCUGCUGGGUGGUGCUCAAGGGCCACACGCUCUACUGGUACAACCACCCCAACGAUGAGAGGGCUGCAGGCCUCAUCAACGUGGCCACCUACAACCUGGAGAGCACCAGGGAGCAGAAGAAGAAAUACGUGUUCCAGCUGUGCCACCAGACGUACAAACCCUUUGUGUUCGCUGCUGAAACCCUGGCUGACCUGAGCAUGUGGGUCAGUCACCUGGUGACAGCCAAGACAAAGCACACGCUGGCCCAGCAGGCAGUGCCAGACAAGGAGGAAGACUGCUACAGUGAGACAGAAGCUGAGGACCCCGACGAUGAGGCCCCCAGGCACGGAUCUGACCCGGCAAGGAAGAGGCUGCAGAACAGCCAGGAGAAGGCACAGCUGUCCCCAGGCAGCAGCCCCCAGGGCAGCCCCCGGCCCUGCUCCCCCUUGGAUCCCGGCGGGGAGGAUCUGGCGAGCCUGGCGCGGUGCCUGCGGCAGGGCGGGCUGUCCCUCACGGGGCAGCGGCGGGCCCUGACCCAGGAGCAGUGCCGCAAGUCCUUCCUGCGGCGCAACAGGAACCCGCACAUCAACGAGCGGGUGCACGCCGUGCGGGCCCUGCAGAGCACGCUCAAGGCCAAGCUGGCGGAGCUGCAGGCGCUGGAGCAGCUGCUGGGAGAGGCCGCGCUCACCUCGGACACGUUCCGGCGCUGGAAGGAGGAGCACCAGGAGCUGUACCAGGAGCUGCGGGAGGGCUGGGCCGGGCAGCGGGGCCAGGGCGGUGCGGGGGAGCAGCACAGAGAGGCGGCCGAGCCCUGACAUCCCCCAGCCCUGGCACCCACCGGCCCUGGCACCCACCGGCCCUGCCCUGGCUCGCUGCCCAGCGCGGUGGGUGCUCCGUGCUGAGGGACCUGAACACGUCCAGGAAAGCUCAGCUCCCCGAGGGGCCAUCUAAUUCCUUUAUUUUAAGGGACAGUCUUAAUUUUUCCUUGCCUGCACUCGGCAAGGAGGGGAUUUUGAGCGCCUGCUGUGGCGCUGCCAGCCGGCCCGGCCAUGGGCUGUUCUGCUGUAAAUAAACGU